AUGGAAAACUUGUACAACACAUCGUCUGUUGUGGUGCUAAAUCGCUUCAACCACUCAUCUGAAAAUGUCUAUCCUGCAUUUCUAUUUGCAUCUCUGAGCUACAUGAUCAUACUUUUCUGCAACCUUCUUCUAAUGCUCACUAUUGUACUGAACAAAUCUCUGCAUCAGCCCAUGUAUCUUAUUCUGCUGAACCUACCCAUCAACGACCUAAUAGGCUCCUCAGCCUUCUUCAUACAGAUCAUCAAUGACCUACUGACAAACAGAAAGACAAUGCAAUACUCAGCUUGUGUUGCCCAAGCUUUCUUUAUCCACAUCUAUGCAGCAGGUACGGUAUUGAUUCUGACUGCUAUGGCAUAUGAUAGAUACAUUGCCAUAUGUUGGCCUUUGAAAUAUAACACUGUUAUGACUUAUGCUAACAUUAUGAGAAUAAUCACAGUUGUGUGGAUGAGUUGUAUAGUUAUGAUAAGUGUGCUUUUUUUUCUGCUUUUGCGUUUACCCCGCUGUCGAUCUGAAUUGACACACCCUUACUGUGAUAAUCCAUCUUUGCUGACUCUGGUCUGUGCCGACACAACCAUCAACAACAUUUAUGGGCUUCUUUUAGUUGCUAUUUCACAAGUGAUAGGUAAUGGGAUGAUUUUGUACACAUAUCUCCAGAUACUUGUUGCAUGCUUCACAUCCAAACGAUCUGACACAAAAGCCAAAGCUCUGCAGACGUGCGCGACACAUCUGACAGUUUUUCUCCUUUUGGAGUGUAUGGGUCUUUUCACCAUAAUUUCGUACAGAAUACAAAACAUAUCCCUACAUUUAAGGAGGUUCAUGGGGGUAUCAACUUUAAUUUUCCCACCGACAUUGAAUCCGAUCAUCUAUGGACUGAAAACAAAAGAAAUUCGAGAAAAAGUAGUGCACUUUUUUAGGUAUAAAGUCUUUCCAUCUUAA
This is a messenger RNA of Anoplopoma fimbria (sablefish), 936 nucleotides long. Its product is annotated as olfactory receptor 52B2-like. Gene Ontology annotation, biological process: G protein-coupled receptor signaling pathway. Gene Ontology annotation, cellular component: membrane. The transcript has a single exon. Lineage: Eukaryota; Metazoa; Chordata; Actinopteri; Perciformes; Anoplopomatidae. The record is from RefSeq and is a predicted model, not a curated record. The coding region runs from base 1 to 936 and encodes 311 amino acids. Gene Ontology annotation, molecular function: olfactory receptor activity; G protein-coupled receptor activity.